CCCCUAUUUCCACUACGACAACGACCUCCCAAAAUUCUCUUUUUCCACCAAAUAAAAGGAGAUGUUGUCAAGCAAAAACGUCGUCGUAGUAGAGGCUUGGAACACCACCACCACAACGCAAACGCAAACGCCACAUAGACCCUCACUGUUACAUCCAACAUUCUAUUGGGGUUACAACUGCCAAGUACUCUUCUCAGGAUGGCCUGGUUCUGACCGUGGGAUGUAUGCGUUCGCACUUAUCUUCGUCUUCUUUUUGGCGUUCUUAGCCGAGUGGCUAGCUCGGUGCUCUGACGCAUCGUCCACCAAACCGGGUGCAGAUAAACUUGCUAAAGUUGCGUUUCGCACGGCUAUGUAUGCAGUCAAGUCCGGCUUUAGCUACCUUGUGAUCUUGGCCGUUGUUUCUUUCAAUGGUGGGGUUUUCCUAGCCGCGAUUUUCGGACAUGCUCUUGGGUUCGCCGUUUUCCGUGGGAGGGCUUUUCGGAACAUGGGUCGAGUCGAUGCUCCAAUGGCGGCGACGAUGAUCGGAUUAAACCUCUCCUGCUUCAAAUCAACAUCGUUCUUCUCACCGGACCUCAAUUCUCUCCACUCAAAGCUCUCUCUCCUAUCUCUCAAACCUUCUCCACAGCCACGAAAAUCAACAGUUAUCCGUAUGGGCGGUGGUCCGAGAACAUUCCCCGGCGGUGUCUCAAAAUGGCAAUGGAAAAGGAUGCAAGCGAAGAAACAGAAGCAGCUUCUCAAAGCGAGGUUAUGCAGAGAACGUCAGAUCUACGAGAUGAGAAAACGAGCCGAGCUAAAAGCGGCGGUGGCUGAGCUUGAACGACCAUGGGAACCGAUUCAGAAACCACCGAAUCUAUUCUCUGUUUGUGCUGAUGAACAAGUUAAGGUACUCGCGGAUCGGUUUCAGAAACCUGGUGGAUUUGAUUUGUGGACUGAUAGAGAUGGUCCUCAAUUGUUUGAGAGUGUUGAUGAUUUGCCUUCUGCUAGGUUUUUUCCUAAAGGUGUUGUUCAUAGUGUCAAACCUUAUGGUAGAUUAUCAUCAAGCUCUGUUGUUGAUGGUGAUUCUGAUGGUGAAGAGAGUGAGGUUAAAGAUGAAGUAAUUGGGAAGUUACGUGGUCGUAGGGUGAGGAAGAGAGUUGGUGUCAAGGGGAUAGAGAGAGGUGAAGAAGGAGGUAAGAGGAAGAUUGAGAAUCGUGUUAAUGGUGGGAGAUUGAGAAACGGAGGGUCUUCUCAGGUGUAUGAAAUGACUCUGCAGAAUGAUGGGAGAUAUGAAAUUGGAUCUUAGGUAUGAGUUCUUCACUUUGUUGUGUUCAUCAUAAUCAAAUGAUGUCUCUGAACAUAAAUGUGUAUGUAACCUGUAAUAGUUUGAUUGUGCUUAUGCAAAGUCUUCAGUUUUAGGGAAAUAUAUCUCUGUUCAAGUA
Messenger RNA from Arabidopsis arenosa, 1418 nucleotides. The record is from the annotation of a GenBank genome assembly. NCBI's taxonomy places the organism in Eukaryota, Viridiplantae, Streptophyta, Magnoliopsida, Brassicales, Brassicaceae.